UUAUUACAUGACAUUUGCUCAAGACUUCAACAGUUGACGCCAAAAGCAGCGACCGUACCGAGAUUUGCUGACAAGCCUUCUGUGCUCAAAAGGGAAUUUGUUGCAGCUGGAGACCUCUCUCGUCGUUUACAUCAUCAUUAUUAGCUUUCUUUUUUGUUGCAGAGAUGACCCUGCACACAUUUCAAUAACUUAGCAAAAAGAUUUUUGGUAUUUACUGAAUGGAUAUUAAUGCAUGAUUUGAUAUGAUUCGCACCCCUAGAAGGAGAGCUCUGUGCUGUACAAGUGAUAGAUAUGAGAUUUUGAUGGAUUGAUUGAUAAUUUUCACACAUAGCGAGAAAAAAUUAAUUGUGGGGGUCUAAUAUGCAUUGUAAAUUACUGUUCUUCCCCUUACUGCUCUUCUUCUUGUUGUUUUCCUCUGCUUUGUUAUGUACCCAUCUCAUCUCUUUCGAAGUCUGGGAGGAAAUAAUGCACGGGUUGCUGAUGAAGAGCAGACCCAGAUGGGAUUCAACCUGAGUGAUGCUGUUUCUGAUCUCGCAAGAAGCCCCAUUAUUAGUCCAAGGUCUUCAAGCAAUCUGACUGUGGCCACCUCCUCUCCUUUGCAUGCUCAAUUUUGUGGCUUCGCUCAUGGAAAUGUGGGAUCAUUUGAAGUGGGUGCUUCAUCAGCAGCAGAUGACUGCAGGCUCAACUUCAGAGCUCGUCCUCAGCAGCAAGUUGAUAACUGGGGUGAUUCUGGAAUGUUGCAAGUUGACGAUAGAAAUCGCAAUUAUGAAGAUGAUCAGCGUGGAGCCGUUGUCUCUCGUGAUUGUUCUGUUGUGUCACAGGAGAAAACAGGCAACCACAAGGCGACUCGGCGCCUUGCUCAGAAUCGAGAGGCUGCAAGGAAAAGUCGCUUGAGGAGAAAAGCAUACGUUCAGCAACUUGAGAGUAGCCGGAUCAAGUUGGCACAACUAGAACAAGAGCUUCAACGAGCAAGGCAGCAGUUUAUAACAGUUGUUUCUGUUAACUGCCUAGGAGCUUUACCCUUUGAUAUGGAGUAUGCUCGAUGGAUUGACGAGCAUCAACACCAAAUCAACAACCUUCGAUCAGCAUUAAAUUCUCAUUUAAGCGAUGAUGAUCUACGACAUCUUGUCGAUGCUGUGAUGUCACAUUAUGAUGAGGUCUUCCGGCUCAAAGGUGUUGGUACUAAAUCAGAUGUGUUUCACAUGCUUUCGGGCAUGUGGACUACCCCAGCAGAGAGGUGUUUCCUGUGGUUGGGAGGGUUUCGUUCUUCUGAACUUCUCAAGAUACUUGCAGGUCAGCUCGAGCCCUUGACAGACCAACAGUUGAUGGGUAUUUGCAACCUUCAGCAGUCUUCACAGCAGGCUGAGGAUGCGCUAUCGCAGGGGAUGGAAGCUCUGCAGCAGUCUUUGUUGGAUACACUUGCAGCUGCAGCUCCUAGACAAUCUGCUGGCUCUGACAAUGUUGCUAACUAUAUGGAUCAGAUGGCAGUUGCGAUGGGCAAGCUCGGAACACUUGAGAACUUCCUACGACAGGCUGAUCUUUUGCGGCAGCAAACCUUACAUCAGAUGCAUCGCAUACUCACUACCCGUCAAGCUGCACGAGCACUGCUUGCCAUUAGUGAUUACUUCUCCCGGUUAAGAGCGCUUAGUUCCUUGUGGGUUGCAAGGCCAAGAAGCUAGCAGGGAUUCCGUUAGAUUAUUAGUGGGAGAAUAUAUAAUGUCGUUAUGCUUGAAUACUCGUUGGAUUUUUUAGCUCCUCAGCCUGCUGUGGCAGUCAAUUUUGUUCUUGUAAUUAAUCUACGACGAGUACUGUUCACUAUAAGAUAUUUUGAAAUUGUGUCCUUGUUAAGGAAACUUGUAUCUUUGCCUUUC
This is a messenger RNA of Asparagus officinalis (garden asparagus), 1871 nucleotides long. RefSeq names its product transcription factor TGA2.2-like. Bases 426 to 1679 code for a protein of 417 amino acids. Gene Ontology annotation, biological process: DNA-templated transcription; regulation of DNA-templated transcription. NCBI's taxonomy places the organism in Eukaryota, Viridiplantae, Streptophyta, Magnoliopsida, Asparagales, Asparagaceae. Gene Ontology annotation, molecular function: DNA-binding transcription factor activity; sequence-specific DNA binding. The record is from RefSeq and is a predicted model, not a curated record. The transcript has 10 exons.